Molecule: messenger RNA, 315 nt
Organism: Drechmeria coniospora
Lineage: Eukaryota; Fungi; Ascomycota; Sordariomycetes; Hypocreales; Ophiocordycipitaceae
Exons: 1
Coding region: 1-315 (104 amino acids)
Source: RefSeq, a predicted model, not a curated record
AUGCUGGCCGGCAAAAGCCUCUGGCCAGCCCAGCUCAUCGACGGCUGGGGCGCCCAUGUCGGCGGCCACGCGGCCCGGCAGUGGGCCGGCCACGUCCUGGGCCGGUGCAAGACGUGCAGCGAUUGCACCACGUCUCUCUCGUUCGCCGGCGCGGCUCCGCGGUACCCUUGCGCGCGCGCACGCGAGCCGGCCGACGGGAACGAGCAGGCGACAGUUCCGGAGAUGCUGGCGGCAGAUUUUGGUACGGAUACGGCUUCCGCGGAGGUCCGGCGACGGCCAAGGAUUUUGUUCGUUCCACGGAGAGGGGAAGCGUGA